Messenger RNA from Venustampulla echinocandica, 1974 nucleotides. RefSeq lists its product as uncharacterized. The coding region runs from base 1 to 1974 and encodes 657 amino acids. Gene Ontology annotation, biological process: peptidyl-hypusine biosynthetic process; carbohydrate metabolic process. The record is from RefSeq and is a predicted model, not a curated record. Lineage: Eukaryota; Fungi; Ascomycota; Leotiomycetes; Helotiales; Pleuroascaceae. Gene Ontology annotation, molecular function: deoxyhypusine monooxygenase activity; hydrolase activity, hydrolyzing O-glycosyl compounds. The transcript is spliced from 8 exons.
AUGGUUCACCUUAGCCACUUAGCACUCGCCAUUUCGGCAAUCACAGCGGUGUUCGCAGCACCCACUGCUGACCCUGACUCCCCCGACUUUAUGAUCGGACCCCAGCACCUCGCCCGCCGCCAGGACUAUAACCAGAACUAUAAGACUGGCGGCAAUGUCAACUUUUCACCUUCCAACAAUGGAUACUCGGUAUCCUUCUCUGGCGCAGGAGACUUUGUUGUUGGCAAGGGCUGGAGAACUGGAACUCCUAGAAAUCUUACUUUUACUGGCUCGACAACGCACUCAUCGGGCACAGUACUCGUUUCUAUUUAUGGAUGGUCACGAAACCCGCUAGUGGAAUACUACAUUCAAGAGUACGCAUCGGACGGCAAGGGGUCGGCGCAGGGGACUAAGGUGGGGACAGUAGAGAGUGAUGGGUCCACGUAUGAUAUCUGGAAGCAUACACAAGUCAACCAGCCAUCUAUUGUCGGCACCACUACCUUUACUCAGUACAUCUCCAAUCGACGGGAUGCCCGGACUGGCAGCGGCACAGUCACAACCAAGACCCACUUUGACGCCUGGGCUAAGCUGGGAUUGAACUUAGGGAGUAUGGAUUACCAGGUGUUGGCAACUGAGGGUUGGGGAAAUGCAGUGGAAAGUGCGCGUGAUAUACUCCCAUAUAAUGUAAAGGAACCGGAGUCCCAAUCGCUCUUCCCACUUUGUCCCAGAGCCUAUUCUCAAGAUUAUAACCUCUACUCCUUAAAUCCAACACCUAUAUUAACGUUAAACUCUAUGGCAAGUACUUUUCCGUCAACUUCGACUUUGGCGCCCAAGAAGAUAUUCAACUUGAGCACUGACACUAGUUCAACAGGUGCCAAAAAGGACCCGCACUAUGAUUACCCAGGGCAAGCUCAGGAUACUCAAGCUCUGCUCAGGCACGGUCAUCCUACCUCAGCACGAGUACAGCAACAGAAAACUACAACGAUUAUGGCGCACCUAGCUGCGUCGCCUGCUCCCGCAGAAGGAGAAGAUCCUGCUAUCGCCACGCUCCGCAAAACCUUGACUUCAGAAUCCGAACCCCUCGCACGACGCUUCCGCGCCCUCUUCUCACUCAAGCAUCUCGCCUGCGAGCAGCCAUCAUCCCUCCCUGCAAUCGAAGCCAUCGCGGCGGCAUUUGCGUCGCCCUCCGCCCUCCUAAAACAUGAACUCGCGUACUGUCUAGGCCAGACGAAGGAUCUUGCUGCGGUGCCAUAUUUGCGCUCCGUUUUGGUAGAUAAGGAUGAGGAUGCGAUGUGCAGACACGAGGCGGCCGAGGCGCUGGGCGCUAUUGGCGACGUGGGGAGUUUGGAUGUGUUAAGGGAGUUGAGAGAUAAGAAGGAAGAGGUGGAGGUUGUGAGGGAGACGUGCGAGAUCGCGGUGUCUAGGAUUGAGUGGGAGAAUUCCGAAGAGAAGAAGGCGGAGAAGCUACGAGCGAGUGACUUUUCGUCAAUCGACCCCGCGCCGCCAGCACCACUUAUGGCAGAAUCAGAGACUGUUGAUGCAUUGGAGAAGAAACUAUUGGAUACACAACUUCCUUUAUUUCUUAGAUAUAGAGCCAUGUUUAGUCUCAGAGAUCUUGCAUCGCCACCAGACCUGCCAACAGCCGUCCCAGCCGUACUCGCCCUUGCAAAAGGAUUUACCGAUCCAUCUGCGCUCUUCAGACACGAAAUCGCAUUCGUUUUCGGACAGCUAUCACACCCAGCUUCGAUCCCAGCCCUUACUGCAUCCCUAGGUAAUUUGGAGGAGGCGAGUAUGGUCAGGCAUGAGGCUGCCGAGGCUCUCGGGAGUCUGGGCGAGGAGGAGGGCGUGGAGGAUACUUUGAAGCAAUUCUUGAAUGACAAGGAGCAGAUAGUUCGAGAGAGCGUCGUAGUCGCGUUGGAUAUGGCGGAAUUCGAGAAGGGAGGAGAGAUCGAAUAUGUUUUGAUUCCAGAAGCUGCUGCUGCUGCAGCUGCGUAG